Girardinichthys multiradiatus is the source of this 3842-nucleotide messenger RNA. RefSeq lists its product as uncharacterized. The record is from RefSeq and is a predicted model, not a curated record. Lineage: Eukaryota; Metazoa; Chordata; Actinopteri; Cyprinodontiformes; Goodeidae. The coding region runs from base 2153 to 3652 and encodes 499 amino acids. The transcript is spliced from 3 exons.
CUGAGUACUCAUCAAAGCAAGUACGCUAAAAGUGCCCGGAUGUGUUCUUGCUCCUUCUGCGGACUUGGGCAAGCUAUGUUUCCCAUGAUGCACCGCACUACCAGCAACGGUCAAUGGAGAAGGCGGUUCAACUUGUCUUACCUGUUGAGGUAUGCAUGUCUGUCUGAUGCAGAACUUGAUGAUAUGGUCCGGCAGUUGGUUGGAGAAAAUAAAGAAAUAGGAGCAAAUGCUGUUUUGGCCAGACAAGCUGCUAUGGGUGUUCACGUGCAGAGAAGAAGGCAUGUACAUUGUGUGGCAAGAGUUUAAACGGAGAAGACAGCAGCAGCCAGCACCCAUCAGAGUAUCCACCGUCUCUAUGGAUGCCACAAACGGGAGAAAUGGUCCUUCUGAGACACCUUCCUGUCUCUUCUUGUUUACAUCAACCACACCGAAAAGACAGAGCCGUUGUCACGUUUCAUAUAUUUAUAUCUGUUGCACUCAUAAUCAUCUCAGCCUGAUAUUUCUUUGUAUUCUUGUUAAAUUUAUUUAAUGCCUUUCUGCACAAGUAAACGGUUAACUGUACACAGACGUCAUAACAGUUGGUUGAGUCCAAGUCCAGGUCUUCUCUUUCACCUCUCAAGCAACAUGCUAUUGUGGGGAAAUGCCAGACUUUAUAUCAUACAUGUCCUCUUUACAGAUCAGAAAAUUUGCUAAAUCCUGCAACUGAGCCCUCUAUGGCAUAUGGGAUAGCUGUAGGGGCCACUUUCACUGUUGGGAUUUACAGGGUCUGGACCUAACCAUAUGAAAACAAUAUGGCCCUGCAAUAAAUGUUAUGUUUAUGAAGGACAUAUUAUAAAUCGAUUGGUGUCUUUGAAACGUCAUGUCUAUAAAUUAAAAAGUCUUUUUCAUGAUUGUCUAGUUUUGUGGGUGUUUUUGAUGUUUAUGAUAUAUCAAUUAAGUCUCAGUCUAUCUUAAAUUAUGUUAACAUGGUUUCCCACCCCAAGCACCUGGUUAAAAUCAGGACAUUGAUAUCUAACAUUUCAUCAGGAUUAAGUAUUCCCCCUGCUGGACAAACCUGCAUUCAAUAAAAUGGUCCAUAUCCUACACAAACAUUUAGUGAGUGCAGCUGUUGUAACUUUGCAGCCACAAAAUGUAAUGAUCUAAAGCUAAAUGAUUGGUGUAAAAAGCAAGAAUGUCCUGUGUGGUUUUUUUGGGCGCGGGGGGCUUUGUUGCAAAAGAGACAGUAGUGGAGCAAAAUGAGGUAAGUUAUCUUUAUGAAAAUAAUUUAUAACUUUACAAUUUAUUUUGUCAUAAAACUGCAAUCCAAAUAUUACAUUUUGAUACAUAGUAUCAUAGUGGCAAGCAAAACCCCCUCUGGCUGACAGAAAUGAUUUAACCCUGCAACUCAGCAGCCAAUGGGAAAGUACCACGCUCACUGCUUCAAACUGGACAACUGGCCAAAUGGCUCAGAAUCACAUGAAAUUAACACGUAAACAACACGUUAAUGAUGUGUAGUCAACAUGUUAACGCGCAAACCACAUGAAGGCAACCUAAGGUUACGUGUUAAUGUGUUGUCAAGUUAUCAGAAGUCGCGUGUUUUUAAACUAGUUGGCUUUCGUGGCACUAUUUGCCACUUAUUGGAUAAAAAGAGUGGGCAGAGCCCUGCUUAAUUUGAGAAAAUGCCGUUUUAGAUGGCGUAAAAAAUGUCACAAAGUGGUGAAAAUAAUGGCGUUUUCUCAGGACAUUGAACACCGUCGGGCGUAAAAAGCACCAUUCAAUUACCAGAAAAAGGCAAUUUUGUUUUUGGCGUUCAACAGGCGUUCUUAAAACGUAGUAUUAAACAGCGCUUAAUGGGAUUUUUGCUGUAUUUUACGUCGUCCUGACUUAUAAAACAGCGUUUGGGACAGUUGGCUUACCAUAUUUACGGAUUAGAACAGCGCGUUAAUAUACAGACGAUUUUGACCCAAGUUGUCUUUAGUGUGACGCGCCAUACGGUGACGUCAGCCCUCCUUUGAAGUUAUUUUAUGACGAUAACGCUAUUUGAGUUGAGUACUUCACUUAGUGGAUAACUCAGGUUAGUGGAUAACGGUGCUUUUUAUUGAGGAUGUAAGAGAAAUAAAUUAUUUGUUCCAGCAAGGCUUUUCUGUGUUGAAAUUAGGACAGAUUUGACAACAUGUGUUCCUUUGUACAAUUUAUUGGGCUGGGAUUUUUUAAGUCCAGUGAAUCCAAACCAAACCUCAGCUUCCCAGUCCAGCUGAACGCUGACCUAAAUGGAGGGCCAAUGAGCAGAGUGGACACACUGAAAACAGCAAAUGUUGGAGGCAAAACUGCAUCACCUCCAAUACAAACUGAAUUUAAUGCUGUCCAAAUCGAUUUAUCUACAUUCAAAAUGGAGGAAAUGUUCCAAAACUCUAGAAACAACAGGCUUCCUCAGAGUCCUGCAGGGUCAACGGGCCCGAUCUUGUCCUCAACCAGUUACUGGAAUUCAGACAAAUACAAACUUAAGAAUAGAUUUCCACUCUUCUUGGGUGUUUGCCAACCUGUAAGUUAUUCUCAGGUUUCAGAGGAAAUGGCCAGGAGGUAUUUAAACUCUGAUUACUCUAUUAAUAGUUCUCACACGCUGAAAGAGAUGAUAGACGUUCCAGCAAAAGCAGUAGCUGAUAAUGCUAUGGGAAUCAAAGCUGUCAUGGAAAAGAAGGCAGAUGAUUUUUUUUCAAACACAAAUGAAGUUUUAGUCGCUACACCAGCUGCAGAAGGGAAAUGUGAAAGAUAUUCAGCCCCACCUUCAGCUCACAUAAAAGGCAGAACCAGAAAGGUUGUGGGGACACCCAGAAUCUUCACAAAUGCUCCGAAUCAACAUGAUUGCUUCCACACUUUAAGAGGGUUGCCCUGCCUUUACAACAAGCAGCAAGAUCACCCAUUCAUGAUUCCUGGGAGGAAUUUGAAUGCAGAGAAGCUUAAACAUGUUGAAGCUACCAACCCUUCUCAAACUUACAAAGAAACAACCAGUGAGAAUUAUAAGGCAAUGGAUGCAGAGCCAUCAAGUAAUUCUGGAGAAUUGGAGGACCAACAAACUGCAGCAGAGACUAGAAACCCGAGGGAUGAGCUUCAACAGAAAACUGACAGGCUGACUUUAAUACAAAAGGCACACCUGGGACAAUGGCAGUUGGUGAACAAGUCUCUUUCUGACCUUAUGUGUGUUGCUCUUUGUCUGGUUCAGCCUCGAAGUGACAGAGACAACGAUAACCAGCAAAUGCCCAUGGUUGAAAUUGAACCAGAACCUCAGAGACGCCAUAUUAUUGGUCCGAUCUUGAGAAGGCCAUGCAGGGUUUUCAGAUAUGCUGGAGCUACUUUUGGAAAUAUUUGCAGAGGAAUGUCACCAUUUUUGCAGCAAGCUGGAAGACCAAUAGUAGCUGCAUUUCAAACAGCCAGAACCAGAAUUGCUGGUUUCUUUGAAAUAACAAUUAUCAUAGAUGGUUUGCUCGAAGUUAGAGAUGGGAUUAUCGAGUUUUGGAAUGAGGUUUUAGAUGACGUUAUAGUUACAAUUUGCCUAGUAUCUUUACAUAUAGAUUUUCUUUCAUUCAAAUUGCUUAUGCAUUAUUGCAUUCUAUUUCUCCUAUUUCUCCAUGUGUAUAAUUAUUAUAAUCAACAUGUACGUCCAUAUGUUGUUUAACAUUUUUACUUUUCCUGUACAAUUUGUGUUGGCCCUUAAUACAUGUUCUUCAAGCUAGACAAUGCCAGUAGCUAUACCUGACAGUCCUUUAGUUCUGAUUUUAUUCUGGAUAUAGUACAUAGCUGGAUAUAAUAUACAGGUCCUUCUCAAAAUAUUAGCAUAUUGUGAUAAAGUUCAUUAUUUUCCAUAA